Ilex paraguariensis (yerba mate) is the source of this 786-nucleotide messenger RNA. NCBI's taxonomy places the organism in Eukaryota, Viridiplantae, Streptophyta, Magnoliopsida, Aquifoliales, Aquifoliaceae. The record is from the annotation of a GenBank genome assembly.
AUGGGCCCCAAGCGAGAGCUCAAGUUUGCCUUAGAAUAUUUCUGGGAUGGGAAGAGUAAUUCUGAGGAGUUGCAGAAGGUGGCGGUCGAUCUCAGGGCAUCCAUCUGGAAGCAGAUGGCUGAUGCUGGGAUCAAAUAUAUGCCAAGCAACACAUUCUCGUAUUACGAUCAAGUCCAUUUCAUUGUCCCUGAAUUGGGACCAGAUGUUUCAUUGUCCAUUUCAUCUCACAAGGCAGUGCACGAGUACAGGGAGGCUAAAGCUCUUGGAGUUGAAACUGUCCCAGUCCUUGUAAGCCCAGUUACAUACUUGCUGUUAUCAAAACCGGCAAAGGGUGUUGAUAAGUCAUUCUCUCUUCUGUCUUUGAUUGAUAAGAUACUUCCUAUAUACAAGGAAGUUGUGACUGAACUCAAGGCAGCCGGAGCUACCUGGAUUCAGUUUGAUGAGCCCACCCUUGUGAUGGAUCUUGACUCUCACAAAUUGCCAGCAUUUACUCAUGCAUAUUCCAAGCUAGAGCCAUCUCUUUUUGGCUUAAAUGUUGUCAUUGAGACAUACUUUGCUGAUCUUCCUGCCGAGGCUUACAAAACAAUCACUACUUUGAAGGGCAUAACUGGUUACGGAUUUGAUUUUGUUUGUGGGUCAAAGACCCUUGAUUUAAUUAAGGAUGGAUUCCCUUCAGGUAAAUAUCUUUUUGCUGGAGUGGUUGACGGAAGGAACAUUUGGGCUAAUGAUCUUGCUACUUCUCUCCAUACUUUGCAGGCUCUUGAGGGCAUAGUGGGAAAAGACUAG